UCCGAGGCAUUGAGGGUCCCCCAGACCGGCGGGGGUCAGCGGUGUCCGGAGGGGUCCCAUGUGCCCCCCUUGGGGGGUCCCGGUCCCCUUUUCCUCCUCAUCCGCGGGACUGACGACCCCAAGAGGCGAAAACGGGGACCCCCAAAGGGAUAGGAUUGAGACAUUCACGGGGAGGGGGACCAGGACCCCAAAAAAGCAGGAGGGGGACCCCUGAGGGGACAAGAUCCCGUCCCCAGGGAGGUGGGAUUGGGACCCGCGGGGGGACAGUGCCAGCACCCCCAAGGGGGACACGAUCGCCUGGAGGGGGGGGGGGGGUCACGACUCCAAGAGAACGGGAUUGAGACCCCCACGGGCAACCGCACCAGGACCCCCAGGGGGACACGGCUGAGCCCCCAAGGUGACGGGGUCAAGCACCCAUGGGGGGCCCCGCUGGCCCCCCCUCAUCCCCUCGUCCCUCCCAGCCCGGCCAGCAGCCAGGGUAUAACGUUACCUCCGACCUUCCCGGGGGGCACCGCCAGCACCCGCCGGGCCCCCCCACCGCCCCAAAAAUGGAGGAGAAAUCACCCAAAAUCCCAGCCUCCGUGCCCCAGUUCACCAACUGCCCCACCAUGGUGAUCCUGGUGGGGUUGCCCGCCCGCGGCAAGACCUACAUCUCCCGAAAACUCACCCGCUACCUCAACUGGAUCGGCACCCCGACACGGGUGUUCAACGUGGGUGAGUACCGGCGGGAAGCCGUGCCCAGCUACAAGAGCUACGAGUUCUUCCGCCACGAUAACCCCGAGGGGAUGGAGAUCCGCAGGCACUGCGCGCUGGCCGCCCUGAAGGACGUCCGCACCUACCUGAGCUCUGAGGAGGGGCAGGUGGCGGUGUUCGAUGCCACCAACACGACGCGGGAACGCCGGGAUGUGAUCCUGCAGUUCGCCAAGGAAAACGGGUACAAGGUUCUGUUCAUCGAGUCCAUCUGCAACGACCCUGCCAUCAUCGAGGAGAACAUCAAGCAAGUGAAGCUGAGCAGCCCCGACUACAAGGGCCGCGCACAGGAGGAGGCAGUGGCCGACUUCCAGAAGCGCAUCGAGUGCUACAAGGCCACCUACGAGCCCCUGGACGACGAGCUGGACAGCGGGCUGUCCUACAUCAAGAUCUUCGACGUGGGCAUGCGGUACCUGGCGAACCGGGUGCAGGGCCACGUGCAGAGCCGCACCGUCUACUACCUGAUGAACAUCCACGUCACGCCCCGCGCCAUCUACCUGAGCCGCCACGGCGAGAGCCAGCUCAACCUGCGGGGACGCAUCGGGGGCGACUCGGGGCUGUCCCCCCGCGGGCACCAGUACGCCCAGGCGCUGGCCCAGUUCAUCCGCAGCCAGAACAUCCGGGAGCUGAAGGUGUGGACCAGCCACAUGAAGCGCACCAUCGAGACGGCCGAGGCGCUGGGCGUGCCCUACGAGCAGUGGAAGGCCCUAAACGAGAUCGACGCCGGGAUCUGUGAGGAGAUGAGCUACGAGGAGAUCCAGGAGCACUACCCCAAGGAGCUCGCGCUGCGGGACCAGGACAAGUACCGCUACCGCUACCCCAAGGGCGAGUCCUAUGAGGACCUGGUGCACCGGCUGGAGCCCGUCAUCAUGGAGCUGGAGCGGCAGGAGAAUGUGCUGGUCAUCUGCCACCAGGCCGUCAUGCGCUGCCUGCUGGCCUAUUUCCUGGACAAGAGCGCGGAUGAGCUGCCCUACCUCAAGUGCCCCCUGCACACGGUGCUAAAGCUGACCCCCGUGGCCUACGGGUGUGAGGUCGACUCAAUCUUCCUCAACAUCGAGGCAGUGAACACCCACCGGGAACGACCCCAGAACGUCGACAUCAACCGCACCGCAGCCGAUGCCCUGAACACUGUCCCCGAGCACUUCUGAGGGGUCCCUUGGGGACAGGGGGGCUCCCCCCAAAUUAAACCCUGUACAACCAA
Molecule: messenger RNA, 1951 nt
Organism: Corvus hawaiiensis (hawaiian crow)
Lineage: Eukaryota; Metazoa; Chordata; Aves; Passeriformes; Corvidae
Product: 6-phosphofructo-2-kinase/fructose-2,6-bisphosphatase
Exons: 14
Coding region: 417-1898 (493 amino acids)
Biological process (GO): fructose 2,6-bisphosphate metabolic process; fructose metabolic process
Cellular component (GO): 6-phosphofructo-2-kinase/fructose-2,6-biphosphatase complex; cytosol
Molecular function (GO): fructose-2,6-bisphosphate 2-phosphatase activity; 6-phosphofructo-2-kinase activity; ATP binding
Source: RefSeq, a predicted model, not a curated record